Effrenium voratum is the source of this 1211-nucleotide messenger RNA. The record is from the annotation of a GenBank genome assembly. NCBI's taxonomy places the organism in Eukaryota, Dinophyceae, Suessiales, Symbiodiniaceae.
AGUGCCGCAGCUUGAGCCUCUUGCCAAUUUUGGCCGUUGGCAGCUUCCGAGCCGGCGGGCGCGGCUUGACGCUGAGGACUGUCAGGCAUGUCGGCUGGCAAGGAGCCGCCAGCUAGCGGGGGCCAGCUAUGGAUCCUCCUUUUGUUUUUGGGUCACGCAAGCUGCUCCGUGUUUCUCAUACUUGUGAACAAGACGAUCUCGACGUCUUUUCCCUUUGCUUGGACGGUAGUCUUCCUGCAAAAUAGCGGGACGAUCCUUUGCUCCACGCUGUUGCAUCUCUAUGGGAAGGUGCUUCUUCGACGACUCGAGAGGCAUCAGGUUUUGCCGUUAUUUCUGGAUGCUCUCUGGCUAGUUGCUGUGCUUUUGAGCAGCUUCAAGGCGCUGGAGGAAGUUAGUGUCCCGCUCUACGUGGUCAUUCGGAACACGGUGCCUUUCUUGACCGCGCUGUGCGAGCGUGUGGCCCUAAAGAAGCCGAUGGACUCAAUGCUGGUGCUGGCUUUGUUGAUCACCUUUAUGGGCACGAUCCUUUACUCCGUCACAGACUUCACCAUCCGUUACAACGGCGCGGUCUAUGCCAUAUCCAAUGCCCUUCUAGUUGCUGGCAUGUGCACCUUUGAGCGGUACUUGAUGACGACAGCAAACCUCGGGAUGUCAGCCAUUGACAUCAACUUCCACCGGGUUGUCUUGUCCAUGCCCUUGAUCGCUAUUCUCGGCUACUUUGAGGGCUUCCCCUUCACCCUGUUGGAGCUUUCCGCUCGAAGGUACGAGGCCACUCUGGUUGCUUCAUCAUCCUUCGCCGCCUUUGGCAUCGGUACGCUGCUCCUGGCGCUGCAGGGCGAAGUCUCAGCGACCACCAUCCAGGUGGCCAAUGUGGCGUACAAGUGCGCAACAACUGUGGUGAGCAGGCUGACGCACCCAUCCGAGCUGACAUUCAUGGGAGUUGUUGGGUACAGUGUGUGCACCAGUGGCGUUCUGACCUACACACUCACCCGUGGCACGGCCAGCAAGAAGGAGAAGUAGCCCGAGCAAAGCUCAGCUUUCUGAAUCUAGAAGCUGAGCCCCAGUUUCACGUCGCAUGUCAGAGCCGCAAGGGAACCAAUGCCCAGCACGCCGUGUGGCCCAAUGACGCCGCGCCCUGCUUUGGGGUAAGGCUUCAUGUUGCCGCUGGGUGUGACCGGCCUCACCAGCCAGGCAUCGAGAAUUUGACCCAG